AUGCUUUCGAUAUUUCUAACAUUAUCUUUGUCAGAGUUUGUAGAAGUGACUCUUGCUGGCUUAGCUACCACAUUUGAACAUCCACAAGCAGUUGUAUUGUUUUAUGGCGAAGAUAAAAUUGAUAGCAUUUUAUCAACACUAAACUCAGCGUCACAGCCAUACAAAUAUUUCUCAUUUGUAAAGGUUAACUUAUCAGGAGUUAAAGAAACACCACCAUUUCCAAUCAAAACUCUUCCAUCUGUAGUUUUCGUAUACAAAGGAAAAUAUGUCGGCACCCUUAAUGAUAAAAUCGAAACAGAAACUGUUCGUUCAUGCUUAUCUCGUCUUGAAACAUCCAUUCUUUCACGUCCAUACCAGCUUACUAACCCUCUUGAAGCGAUUCAAGCUACAAAGAACUCAACAUCAUCCGUAAUCAUCUUCUCCAAGGAAGAUUCCUUCAUCCGACGUUUCAGAAUGAUUCCUGAAUACGAUGUUACCAUUCCUAUCUAUGUUGUUUCUAACGCAGAAACAGCUGCAUCAGUAGGACUCGAAAAACUGAACAGUAUCCUCAUUACAAGAGCUAUUGAUGGAAAGUCUAAAAUUUUCUCACAGAAAGAGCUCUACGAUGAAAGCUCAAACACAAUCGUUCAAAAUUUCGUUAGACCAUUUAUCAUUGUAUGCCAUUACGACGAACAAAUUGGCAAUGGACUUGAUGGUUUCACCAUUGCGGCCCUAGUUGAAGAAGGAAAUCCACUACAAAGGAACGAAGUUUCGGAUAAUUUCAAACAACUCUACGGAACGUUCAAAAGAACCAUUAACUACCAUAUCGGCUACUACGGUGAUUUAGAUGCUCCAAUCAAGCAAUAUAACAUCGACAACUACUCAAUUCCUACUUAUAUUCUUUAUUAUAAAUAUAAAGGAGAGAAAACACCAAUUCUUUACUCCUGCUACGAAAGAAGCCCAGGAAUGAUCAGAAAAUGGAUGAAAUAUACAAUGAGCAGGCUUCCAGAAGAUAUUGAAAAAUAUAAAUACAGAAAUCAAAUAGAUUGGAUCGGAGGAGCCGGUUACGCAGACCUUAUUAUAGGUAAGGCUGCUGAUAACUUCAUUCUUUUGUCCGAUUGGUCGUUUGAUAAUUACGAAAAUGUAUUUGACAUAUAUAUGAAGCUUCUCGAGAUCUUUAUUGAACAUAAAGAUCUUAAGUUCCACUUCUACGAUCCAUUGGUCCGUCCAAGAGCUCAUAUGCCGGCAAUCGAACCCGAAAUCUCUACUUCUACGCUCAGAUUCUAUAAAUCAGGUAGAGAAUCUAAACCUGUAGACAUUAAACUCAAUAAGGACUUCGAAACAAUCCUCAGACAAGUGCUAAGACUCUUAGAUAAGUCUAUUAGCAGUAAGGAGGUACGUAAGAAUAUCGAGAAGUACAUCGAUCCAAUGAAGAACCGCGCGAUGUAA
Messenger RNA from Trichomonas vaginalis G3, 1428 nucleotides. Its product is annotated as thioredoxin-like family. The coding region runs from base 1 to 1428 and encodes 475 amino acids. The record is from RefSeq and is a predicted model, not a curated record. NCBI's taxonomy places the organism in Eukaryota, Parabasalia, Trichomonadida, Trichomonadidae. The transcript has a single exon.